UCUAUAAAUACGUGGCCCUGACCACCUCCAUUUUCUCUUCAUUUUCCUUCCUCUUUUCUUUCCUUUUCCUAAUUAAUUUCAUUCUUAAUUCUCCAUUACAUCUCAGCCAAUAAUUCUUAGGGUCUCCUCAUUUCUGGUUAUUUUUGGCCUUCCAAUUGGAUAAUCGACGUUGGGUUCUCCCGGAUUAAUUCAGGGUUUUGGAUAUUCACAUUUUUGUCAACCAGGUUUUCUUGUCAUUUUAAUUAGGUAGGAAGCACAGAGGCUUAUAACUAAUAUCAAUAUUCUAAGCCAAACAUGUUGUGUUCUUUAAGCUGCAACGUGGCUCCGAAUAUGAGGAGGCCGGCGCUUGAUGGGCAGCAAACUCAGGAGCUGUGACAAGACAACGCUAAAGAGGUGGUUUUUCAUUGACAAAAAUAAAAAGAUUAGGGCCUUCAAUCUCCACUAGUGAUCUAAUGACUCCGAGAAAGAAGCCAGGGAGGCUUGAUGACGUUCGUUCUAACGGUUGGCUUGAUGCAAUGAAGUCUUCUUCACCUCCUAGUAAGAAGGUUCAAAGGGAAGCAGACGCCGAGGAUUUUAUUGAUGAUGCUAAAGUUAUUUACUCUUCUUGGAUGUUCAAGUAUCCAUCGGCUCUUAACUCCUUUCAGCAGAUCGUUAGCCAUGCAAAGAAUAAAAAGAUUGUUAUCUUUUUAGACUAUGAUGGGACUCUUUCUCCAAUUGUAGAUGAUCCUGACCGUGCUUUUAUCUCCGCUGAUAUGCGUUCUGCUGUCAGGGAUGUUGCAAAGCAUUUCCCAACAGCCAUCAUCAGUGGAAGAAGCCGUGAUAAGGUUUAUCAGUUGGUAGGACUAACUGAACUCUAUUAUGCUGGUAGUCAUGGUAUGGACAUCAUGCUUCCGAUUAGAAAUGAAGUGUGCACUAAUGGUUCACUUAUUAAAUCUACUUCCCAGCAGGGCAAGGAAGUUAAUCUGUUGCAGCCUGCUCGUGAAUUCUUACCUAUGAUUGACGAGGUUUUUAGAACCCUUGUCGAUAAAACUAAAGAAGUAAAAGGUGCAAAAGUUGAGAACCACAAGUUUUGUGCCUCUGUACAUUACCGUAACGUAGAUGAGAAUAGUUGGUCCGUCGUUGCCCAAUGUGUCCAUGAUGUCUUGAAAGAGUACCCUCGACUACGACCAACUCAUGGGCGGAAGGUUUUAGAGGUCCGUCCUGUAAUAGACUGGGACAAAGGAAAAGCAGUUGAGUUUUUGCUUGAAUCACUAGGUUUUCGAAAUAGCCAUGAUGUGCUUCCUAUUUAUAUUGGAGAUGACAGAACAGAUGAAGAUGCAUUCAAGGUUUUGAGGGGGAGAUAUCAAGGUUACGGAAUUCUUGUUUCGACUAGCCCAAAAGAGAGUAAUGCUAUCUUCUCUCUCAGGGAUACUUCAGAGGUUAAAGAAUUCUUGGAAUCUCUUGCAAAAACGAUGGAAAACCAAGAAAUAUAAAAUGAGGAGGGGCAGGGGAGCAGGAGGGAUAGUAUAGAUAAGAAACAUUACAUUAUGUUUCUACAAUUUUAUAAAUAAGUUGAAGCAAUCUCUUUAUCAUGCUACCAAUAUUUCUCUUGCAAGUGCAAGAAUUUUGUUUUCAUUUUUUGUAAUUCCUUUUCUCGGAUUUUCAUAUAUUACCUUUGGGUAGAAGAGGGUACUGCAAAGUCAAGCUAGUCCCCCAUUAGCGGUGUUAACAACUGCUUUACCAGCCUUAUUACUACAAGCAUUAGGAGUGUUGUUAGCAUUGCCAUCAGACGGAUUAUUCCUCUGGCCAGAAGAGUUAGCCAUUUCACGCAGCCGCUUCCUACACUCCCUCUUAAUGUGACCCCUUAUACCUUGAAAUUUUAAAAGAAGGCCCUUCUUCCCCGAGUUAUUGUGAUGGGCAGUGCACUUGGGAUCAAAUGUUUCAGAUGUUCUGUCAUUUCCCAUUAUUGAAUACACACACACAAAAACAAUUUGUUA
Molecule: messenger RNA, 1976 nt
Organism: Lycium ferocissimum
Lineage: Eukaryota; Viridiplantae; Streptophyta; Magnoliopsida; Solanales; Solanaceae
Product: probable trehalose-phosphate phosphatase F
Exons: 15
Coding region: 453-1472 (339 amino acids)
Biological process (GO): trehalose biosynthetic process
Molecular function (GO): trehalose-phosphatase activity
Source: RefSeq, a predicted model, not a curated record